AUGAAGAUAUCUGAACUUGUGGGUGAUGAAGGUCCUACUUGUAGGACAUAUGUUUUUCAAAAUGAAAGCCACACAUUAGGAAAUGCUUUGAAAUGUAUUAUUACUAGAUAUGAAGAUGUAGAUUUUUGCGGCUACACUGUACCACAUCCAGCAGAGUCUAAAAUGCACUUCAGGAUACAAUCAAGAGAGACCCCAGCACUUGAAGUAUUGAAAAGGGGGUUAAAAGACUUGGAAAAACUGCUGAAUGAAAACGAGCUUAGCUUCGGCCAUUUUGCAUUUGUCUCUCAUUGCGCUCACUGUUCAACAAUGGCGGACGCAGCUCCAGCCGGUGGACGUGGCGGUUUCCGCGGUGGUUUUGGCUCUCGUGGUGGUGAUAGAGGCCGUGGCGGUCCUCGUGGCCGUGGACGCGGUCGUGGCCGCGGCCGUGGACGUGGAAAGGAAGAUCAAAAAGAGUGGGUUCCUGUAACAAAGCUUGGACGCCUUGUCCGUGACGGAAAGAUCGAUAAAUUAGAAAGCAUCUACCUAUUCUCUCUACCAAUCAAAGAGUUCGAGAUCAUUGACUUCUUCCUUGGCCCCUCUUUAAAUGACGAAGUUCUGAAGAUCAUGCCUGUACAGAAACAGACUCGUGCCGGUCAGCGAACUCGUUUCAAGGCUUUUGUUGCCAUUGGUGACAACAACGGCCACAUUGGACUGGGUGUGAAAUGCAGCAAGGAAGUUGCUACUGCUAUUCGUGGUGCUAUCAUCCUAGCCAAGCUAUCUGUACUGCCUGUCCGCAGAGGUUACUGGGGAAACAAGAUCGGCAAACCUCAUACUGUACCUUGCAAGGUUACUGGCAAGUGUGGUUCUGUAACAGUAAGAUUGAUUCCUGCUCCUCGUGGUACUGGAAUUGUGUCUGCCCCAGUCCCUAAGAAGCUUUUGCAGAUGGCUGGAGUCCAAGACUGUUACACCUCUGCUCGUGGUUCCACUGGCACUCUUGGAAACUUUGCUAAAGCUACAUAUGCUGCCAUUGCCAAGACCUAUGCUUACCUCACCCCAGAUUUAUGGAGAGACAUACCAUUAACCAAGUCUCCAUACUCAGAGUUCAAGGCAGUGUAA
Arctia plantaginis is the source of this 1095-nucleotide messenger RNA. The record is from the annotation of a GenBank genome assembly. Lineage: Eukaryota; Metazoa; Arthropoda; Insecta; Lepidoptera; Erebidae.